CGCGUGCUGCGACGUGUCAUCACGACGACUUUGCAUCGCGGGACGAUCCUCGGGCGCGGAUCGCCAUUUCUCUUGAGUGCAUCUCUCUCGAUCGGAUCGCUCUGUUCGGGAAGUUUGGCGCUGCGAACGAUCGUUCGACAGACGAAAACCUCUGGAAGUAUGAGUAACAACGUGCUCGCGAGCGCGUCGUUCUCGAGAAGAAUCUGGCACGGUGCACCUGAAUGGAUAAAAGAUGACGGUCUCUUAUCAGUACGAGGUCGCCAGUUCCACCAGCGGUGGAUUCACCAGGCUCCUGCUUAUGUGGCGCGGUUCCCUCUACAAGCUCAUCUACAGGGAACUGCUGCUCUUUCUGAUUCUCUUCGGUGUCUUGUCCGCGCUCUAUCGUCACGUCUUCACUACCGCGCAAAAAAGGGAAUUCGAGCAAGUUGUCAUUUACUGCGACACCUUGAUCAAACUGAUCCCGCUGAGCUUCGUGCUUGGAUUUUAUGUGUCCUACGUGGCGCAGAGAUGGUGGAAGCAAUACACAGCGAUACCGUGGCCCGACAAGGUGAUGCAUCUCGUGGCGCUCUACGUCACCGGAAACGACGAUUACAGUCGGAUGCUGCGCAGGGCCCUGAUGCGUUAUCUAAACCUCUCUCUGAUACUCGUGCUACGUUCCAUAAGCUCGGCGGUGAAGAGACGAUUUCCCACUCUCGAUCACGUCGUUGAUUCCGGCUUCAUGACCACGCUGGAGCUCCAGUUGUACCAGGCGGUGCCGAGUGUCGAGUUUAACACCUAUUGGAUACCGUGCACAUGGUUCAUUAAUCUCCUCAAGGAGGCACGCAAGAACCACCGGAUAUCCGACGCGCAAGGUUUAAAGCUAAUAAUGGAGGAAUUCAAUGAGUUUCGGACGAAGUGCGGUCUCUUGUGGAGCUACGACUGGGUGUCGAUCCCUUUGGUGUACACCCAAGUGGUGACACUCGCCACUUACAGUUUCUUCGCGGUCGCCAUAAUCGGCCGACAAUACAUCGAGGGCGUCGAGAAGCAGUUUCAAUUGAAGAUAGACAAAUACGUGCCCAUUUUCACGAUUCUGCAGUUCUUCUUCUUUAUGGGACUGUUGAAGGUAGCCGAACAGCUGAUAAAUCCUUUCGGCGACGACGAUGAGGAUUUCGAGCUGAAUUGGCUGAUCGAUCGUCACGCCAAGGUAUCGUAUCUCGGAGUGGACACGCUAAUGAACCGCUGUCCGCCGCUCGUCAAGGAUAUCUACUACGACUCCGAAAACGUGAGCCUGCCGUAUACGGAAGCGGCCGCGGCGUACAAGAAGAAGACUUAUCGCGGUAGCGUGGCGAACAUGAUGGUACCCGAGGAGAAACAGAUGAUGUUCUUGCCCGGAAUUUUGGAGGAAGACGAGGAAUGUACGACAAUUCUGACGCCUCGCACUUCCACCGCCAGUUUGGCGAACCCGAACGAUAGUCCGGUGAACGAAAGGCGCCAGAUCAGCGGGUCCCCUUCAACACCUGCGAAGAUGGCUCGCAAUUGUUCCGAAACGGUUGUGCAGCUGGAUGGUCAAGAGCAACCGCCGGCUGAAACGGAGCACCGACGGGUAAUAGUCGAGGCCGUCCGGAAGUUCUCCUCGUUGGCGAGGAGCUCGGCGUCUCGCGUUCUGACAAAAUCGCCCAGGCCGGUGUUGCGCCCCUGGCCGAGCGCGGCGAACAUUUCGCGCCCCGUUCAGGUAGCGUCGAUUCCGACGCCGAUUCCCUCGUCGGCAAGUAUCGUUGAAACCGCGGAUCCCUGGAGGAAGGAUUCGUUCAAGAGUCUACAUCGUCGGCCCUCCGUCGAGGAUUCCGACGGACGACCCAGCGUCUCGUCGCAGGGCGAGAAGAAUCAGGAAGGCGUCGUGAACUCGGCGUUCGCCGAGGAGAAGGUGGAUAACAUAUCGGACAUUUGCGACUGCGACGACAUUGAGGAAGAUGACGACGAUGGCCCUUCGUACCGGUCUCGAUGCAGGCAGACCUCCUGUCAGCAAUCAUCGACUCCAGAGAUGAUCGAUAUGUCCGUGAUCGGCGGCGAACCAAGUCAUUCGAGCGUCAAGAGUUCUCCGAAGUACCUGGUGACCAGGCGAGAUCGGUCGAGCAGCGAUUCCAGGAAGAACAGGGGUAUCCACUGGCGACCGAGGCUGUCCGGCAAACCAUUGAAGUUCCGCAGAAGAACCACCGACAGCAUACCCACGGUGGGCGAGAUCUUGAGUCAGACCUGGAGCUCGCCGAACCUGAGAGACUUGGAGGAACAGGCGAAGACUGUGCAAAGUGUCAAAUUUGAUACUUCUUGUAAGCAGGAAGAAGAUUCUAAAUUAUAAUGUAAUAUUUCAAAGACAAUGAUUUUUAUAUCUAAACAGAGGUGUAAACUUGUAACAAUUUUGAAGAAAAUUUGCUAAUGAGAUUCUUUUGCAAAAUAAAUUAUGUUUCUGUUGAA
This is a messenger RNA of Wasmannia auropunctata (little fire ant), 2451 nucleotides long. RefSeq names its product bestrophin-4-like. Bases 233 to 2335 code for a protein of 700 amino acids. The transcript is spliced from 9 exons. NCBI's taxonomy places the organism in Eukaryota, Metazoa, Arthropoda, Insecta, Hymenoptera, Formicidae. Gene Ontology annotation, molecular function: chloride channel activity. The record is from RefSeq and is a predicted model, not a curated record.